CAUUUAGAUUUGCAGCUUACAGCCAAGCCAACUCGUCUCUGCGGGCACCGUCCAUUGCUCACAAUCUGUAAACAACCGUCAUCGCAUCACGGCAUCGUUCUCCCUUUCUUUUCAAAGAAGAUACACUGUUGUGUUCCCUAGCAAUUACAACUCUCUAUUCCUGAGCUAAAUUCUUUAGAAUCGGGAAAUGGUUAAGAGGUAUGGAGUGUUUUGAUGUGCAGGAAAUAUCAUGUUGCCGUGCAUAGAGGGAUUCAAGCAUUUAUUUGCUUCCCUAUUGCGUUGUUGUGAUUUUGAUUUGUACAAACAAACAAGAGGCCUUGAAAAUCCAGAACGUCUUGCUGGAGAGACAGUGUUCAGUGUAAGUGAAGUAGAGGCACUUUAUGAGCUCUUUAAGAAGAUCAGCAGUACUGUUAUUGAUGAUGGGUUGAUUAACAAGGAGGAGUUUCAAUUGGCAUUGUUCAAGACAAACAAAAAAGAGAGCUUGUUUGCUGAUAGGGUGUUUGACUUGUUUGAUACGAAACAUAAUGGCAUACUAGGUUUUGAAGAGUUUGCCCGUGCUCUCUCUGUGUUUCAUCCAAAUGCUCCUAUUGAUGAUAAGAUCGAGUUUUCUUUUCAACUCUAUGAUCUGAAGCAGCAAGGCUUCAUCGAAAGGCAGGAGGUGAAGCAAAUGGUGGUGGCUACCCUUGCUGAAUCUGGAAUGAACCUGUCAGAUGAUGUUAUAGAAAGUAUAAUUGACAAGACCUUUGAAGAAGCUGAUACAAAACAUGAUGGGAAGAUUGAUAAGGAAGAAUGGAGAAGCCUUGUUUUGCGUCAUCCAUCCCUUUUGAAGAACAUGACACUGCAAUACCUCAAGGACAUUACCACAACAUUCCCAAGCUUUGUUUUCCAUUCACAAGUUGAUGACACCUGAAGUGAGAAUGGCGAUCAUGGUCGAUCAAACUCGCAUUGCUAGAAUUUUCGUUAUGGUUGAUUUGUUUAGAUUUGUUUCUAGAUAAUUUGGCCUGCUUGCAUAUAAGGGGCUGGAGAGUGAGUUUCUUCAAUAUUUUUGUUUGUUGCGUGUAUCCUUAUUCUACUACUACUACUAAGUUUUUGCAUUUUUCCCGGAACAUUGAUCUCUAUCUCCUUGUAUGGGUUCAUUCAUGAUGAAUUUUGCCUUUCCCUGCCCUCAUUAUGUUAAUUCUUA
This is a messenger RNA of Rubroshorea leprosula, 1183 nucleotides long. NCBI's taxonomy places the organism in Eukaryota, Viridiplantae, Streptophyta, Magnoliopsida, Malvales, Dipterocarpaceae. The record is from the annotation of a GenBank genome assembly.